UGUAAAACAUGCCUUCCUGUCAACAAUGAUAUUUUUUUAGAGAGUACAGCUACAUGAAGCGAUCAUUUAGUGUAUUGUAACCUUAGACGGACCGGUUAAACAACAACAACAACAAAUUGAACGAGCACCCGAAACUGUAGAGAAUGGCUGAAGCAACUCCAGCCCCUCCUGCUGCCUGUGAAAGAGAGUUUCUUGAGUACUCAGGACCUGUGGCAGGAAUGAAGUACCCAGUGAAAGUUAAAUACUGUGGCGAUUGCGGUACUCCAAUUGAGUACUGUGAGUUCUAUCCAAACUAUGAAAAGUGCAAGAAAUGGCUUGAGUCAAACCUUCCAGACGAAUUUGGAAAGAUAGUGUCCGUAAAAGAUGAUGAUGGUGAGGGUGGUGGGGGUGGUGGUGGGGAGGCAGAUGACAGCGAGAAGAAGAAGCGACAGACACGGGGUGGCAAAGGCACCGUGAAAGCAAAGAAGAAGUCUGAGCCAACCGGUAUAAAAGUCGGAACUUCAAAACGAGGCAAAAAGAAAACAAUCACCAUUGUUAUUGGACUUGCCUCUUAUGACAUUGAUCUUAAAGAUGCUGCAAAGUUUUUCUCCAAUAAGUUUGCCUGUGGCUCCACAGUACAGGGAGAGGAUGAAAUAUGUAUCCAGGGGGACGUGAAGGACGAUCUAUUUGACAUUCUGCCAGAGAAAUGGAAAGCUAUAAGUGAAGAUGAUAUUGACGAUGUUGGGGAAAUCAAGAAAUGAUGAAAAGUCAUAAAAGACUUUGUUGUUUAAUUUUAAAUACUAGUAAAUUAAAAUAAAAUUAUUUAAUGGAAAACUGUAA
Dreissena polymorpha is the source of this 819-nucleotide messenger RNA. Its product is annotated as density-regulated protein homolog. Lineage: Eukaryota; Metazoa; Mollusca; Bivalvia; Myida; Dreissenidae. Gene Ontology annotation, molecular function: translation initiation factor activity; mRNA binding. The coding region runs from base 144 to 740 and encodes 198 amino acids. The record is from RefSeq and is a predicted model, not a curated record. Gene Ontology annotation, biological process: formation of translation preinitiation complex; translation reinitiation. The transcript has 7 exons.